AUGUCUUGGGAUGACGAAGAUUUUGAUGUCCCAGCCAAAUCCACCAAGGCUGCUAUUGCCUCUUGGGAAGAUGAAGAAGAAGAUGCUGCUGUGUUAGAAUCAUGGGAUAUUGAUGAAGAAGAAGAAGAAAGAAAGAAGAAAGAAGCUGAAGCUAAAAAGGCUCAAGAAAAAGCUGAAUUAAAAAGAAAACAAGAUGAAGCUAAGAAUAAAAAACUUGCUGCUAAAUCUGGUGAACGUGUUUUAUUAGAUAUUGAUACUCUUGAUGAACAUACUAGAAAGGAAUUAUUAAAAGAUGCUGAAAAACAAUCUGAUUUACAAAAUACUCAAGAAUUAUUUGCGGGUUUAUCCGUUGAUGAUGGAUUAGAUUUUGAUAAAUUAAAUGAACAUCCAAGAGAACAAGUUACAAAAGCUGCUAUAUUAGCAGCUCAAUCAAAAAGACCAGUUAUUACUAAAGAUACUCCAUUAGAAGUUCAUCCAUUAUUUCAACCUGCUACUAAAGCUGAAUAUGAAAAAUUAAGAAAAACUUUAGGUACUUCAUUAACUAAAUUAGCUGAUGAUUCAUUAUUAAAUUAUUCUUCAUCAUUAGCCAUUGAUUUAAUUAGAGAUUUAGCUCAGCCUUUAUCCCUUGAAAAUGCCAGAAAAUUAGUUUCAACUUUAAAUGUAUUAGUUAAAGAUAAAGAAAGAUUAGAAAGACAACAAAGAUUAAAGAAAGCUGGUGGAACUGCUACUGGUGGUGCUGGUAAAAAGAAGGCUAAAACUGCCGUACCAAAUGUUGGAGGUGGAUUUAAAAAGGAUGGAUUUGAUGAUUAUGGUGGUGAUGAUUUUGAUGAUGAUGAUUUCAUGUAA
Messenger RNA from Scheffersomyces coipomensis, 846 nucleotides. It is a transcript of the gene HCR1, whose product is annotated as translation initiation factor eIF3 subunit j. Bases 1 to 846 code for a protein of 281 amino acids. The transcript has a single exon. Gene Ontology annotation, molecular function: translation initiation factor activity. NCBI's taxonomy places the organism in Eukaryota, Fungi, Ascomycota, Pichiomycetes, Serinales, Debaryomycetaceae. Gene Ontology annotation, cellular component: eukaryotic translation initiation factor 3 complex; cytoplasm. The record is from RefSeq and is a predicted model, not a curated record.